GCGAGGGCUGGGCAGUCGGCUGGAAGCACUUUUCUCGUCCUUUUCAACUUCCCAGCGUAACUUCUGGAGAGGCUCCUUGGAGGAAAGAAGCCGCCGCCCGCCCGGACUCAGGGCCUUCCAGUUGUGCCCUCGGACAGGGUGGCCCGGGAGAAGUCCCUCCCGCGCCCUCCCGGAGUCGCUGUGAGGCGCAGGCCGGGAGGGGGCCGACCCCGCCCGCCGGCCCGGCGCUCGCUGCAGACUUCAGACUUCGGCAUUUCCUCCCCGCUAGCUGGCGCCGCGUCGCCUCCUGCCGAAGAGGAAGCUCCGGGACUGAGGAGUAACGGGCCGAGCUCCCAGGGCCGCGCGGGGUAGGCAACGGCCGGGCCGGGCCGGGCCGGGCAGGAGCGGGCCGAGGGCAGCGCGCCGGGCGCCCGGCGGGGAGCGCAACAGGGCGCGGCCCAGAGCCUGGCCGCGCAGGGCGGGCGGCCGCUGGAAGGAAAACUUGAGCCGCGAGGGAAGGCCGAGCUGCAGGGCGGCUGCCCCGGGGCCCGCGAGGGGGGCGCAGCCGCGGAGGCUGAGGUGACGGAGGCCGCGGGGCCGCCAGGGCUCUGCGCGCAUGCCGGACCGGGCGCGCCGCCCGGGCUCGCGCCCUGGGCUGCCCGGCCACCGCGGCCCCGGGCGCCCGGCAUGUCGGUGCACUACACCCUCAAUCUGCGCGUCUUCUGGCCCUUGGUGACCGGCCUGUGCACCGCCCUCGUGUGUCUCUACCAUGUCCUGCGGGGAGACGGGGCCACCAAGACCGUAUCCCCCGACGGUGCGGACGGUGGCUUCUCGCUGCUCAAAGUGGUCAUCCUGCUCCUGCUCGGCUAUGUCCUCCUGCGCUGUCGCCACGCUGUCCGGCAGCGCUUUCUGCCUGUCUCUUCCCGCGUGGUGGGCCACUCCGCCUUCUCUCCUAGAAACGUCUCAGAGCCGGGACUUAGCAUCUUGCUGGAGAGUUACUACGAGCACGAGGUGCGCCUGUCGCCUCACGUGUUGGGCCACAGUAAGGCGCACGUGAGUCGGAUCGUGGGCGAGCUGGUGCGGGCUGGCCGUAUCAGGGGCACCCCAUGCCCCAUCUCUGGGGGAACUUUGGCCUUGGCCUUCCGCGGGGACUUCAUCCAAGUGGGUAGUGCCUAUGAGCAGCACAAGAUCCGCCGGCCAGACAGCUUCGACGUGCUGGUACCCCUGCGCCUGCCGCCGCUGGUGGCGCUGGAGCCGCGGAGCCUGGGCGCAGAGCCCACUCUGGCCCCCGCCUUCCGCAACUGCUUCGUGUGCGCCCUCAAGGCUCCGCCCUCACCGUCGGGAACCUCAGGGGGCCACUGGCUCCGGAACUGCAAACCCUUCACGGACAGCUUCUGCGUGGAUGUGCGUGGUCAGCGCCACCUCUCUGCCACUUUGGUGUUGCGCUGGUUCCAGUCGCACCUGCAGCGCUCCCUGGCCACCGUGCGCUACAAACUGGAAGAGUGCUGUCGGGUCAGCUUGACCUCUGGUGGUCUGGAGCAGCCUCCUAUCCUACACAUUCUGCCAUGUCGCACGGAUUAUGGGUGCUGCCGCCUUUCCAUGGCUGUGCGUCUCAUCCCUGCGGUCCAUCUUGGGGACAGCGUCUUCCUUGUGGCACCACCUCCACCACCCUCCCCUGUUGGGCUCUUCUUGGAGCUCCCGGGAGGCCUGCGCUCUGAGGCACUGUGGGGUGUGAACACAGCUCGCCAGGAACAAAAGUUGCUGGUCUGGCUUCAGGAACGGGCUGCUCCAGGUGCCUGCUACCUCAAGUGCCUACAGUUGCUGAAAGCUUUGCGAGAUCUGGGUGCCCGUGGGCUGGACCCAAUGGCUGCCACCCAGUGGGGACAAGUCCUAUCCUCAUACGUGCUCAAGACGGUGCUGCUGACAGUGUUGCUGCAUGAGGGGACUUCGGGGCAAGGCUGGGAUGAGGCACACUUGAGUGAAUGCUUGGAGGAGCUGGUGCAGUUCCUUAAGGCCUGCCUGCUGGGACGCCAGACGCUCUUCCAUUGCAUCUUGGGGCCUGGUAGGGCGGCUGCCGAAGUGGGCCCUCUGCCCAAGGUACUUCGAGAAGCUGCCCCAGUGGACCUCCUGGCCACUUUCGACAUGCAUGCCCGAGAGCAAGCAGCAGUGAGAUUGCUGUCCACUUGGCGAAGCCUGCCCCAGCUUCUCCGGGCUUAUGGGGGUCCCCGCUACCUUGCCAGAUGCCCCCACCGGAGUCAGCGCACUUAAGGGUCCCCUGAACAUGAAUCAUAGACAGACAGCUCCCUCCUCUGCCUGAAUGCCCCUGGAGCCUUUCCUACGGGUGUGUGUGGGGGAUGGUGAAGGAGAGGUUAAAUGCACAGUGGUUUGAUGGAGAUGUUGACCAACUCGGGGGAUGCCAAAGGCUUAAUUGUCACUCUGGCUCCACACCCGAGUAUAAUUACCGCAUCUUCUGCAUACUAGUGUCCUGGGUAAACCAGGGAGUGAUAUCCAACUGCAGCUAUUGAGAGGUGGUCCACAUGGUGGUCUGUGCAGAAUCUGGUAGAAAGAUCUAAGUUACGCAAGCCAGCAAAGGAAGCAGGACCAAUUGCAGAGAAAGUUUCCUUUGCUGGUCUUCAGACAUAGAUAGCUGUGUCCCAAAGUUUAUAAACGUGAGUAUUUUUGACAUACCUAUUUCUUGGUACUGGGUUCCCAAUUUCUUUCUUUUUCAAUCUAAAUCAAUCCACAACUGGAAUCUAAGUUAUGUUGCAUGUUAAUGUUCUGUGAAACAUCAUUCCUCCAUUCAGAUUAAUAUUAAUGUACUUGAGUGGUAUAAUCACAGGUGUCUGAUAGGAUUGUCAAUGUCACACAUAUUGAGAGGCAAUCAAGAGUUGGUUGGAGAGCUUUUCAGAGUGAAUAGCACUUUAUGUUAAUCAGAUCUCUUAUUUUGGUUAUUAUGCUGCAUCUGAAAGAGGGGGCCAGAAACAUUUAUUAUGAAGUCAUAUGCAGCUUGGAAAGGCAGGCAGCAUGUUUAUGUACCAUCCCUCCAGGCCAUAAGCUGAACUGUGUCUCAGUUAAUCAGCACUCGUUCAUUGAAUGCCUACUAUGAGCCAGACAUGGUACAAGGUAGCAACAAAAUCCAUAAUUAAGACAAAGCUGGUGAGGCCAUCAAACAUGUCCGGUCUUGAAAAAGACAUCAUUCAGCCUUUGCCUAUUAAGAUGUCUGGCAAGGGUUUGCUGCUGGCUUGAAAUCUCUUUGCCCCUAGGGCUUUUAGGCAAACUCCUUUGCAAAGAUUUCUUUCUGAAUUUAAGGAGCUAGUGGGAAGGAAGUGAACAGUCUUCUCAGUGUCUGGUAUGUUAGUGUUCCCAAUGCACAGUGCUGGUGAAUGGUUGGAAGAUACUUCUCACUUGCCCAGGCUGCCUGUAGUCCUUAGGGGCUAACUUUGAGGGGCUCUUGAUUUAGCUGAUGUCCUGCAAAAGAUAGAGUUCAUUAGCUUGGGGUCUGUGCUUGGACAUCAGUUACUCCUAGUCAGUGGGCAGAGGAGACAGAGUGGAUAAAAUAAAUUAGAGGAAGAGCCAGGGAACAGCCUCUGAGAGAAGUCAUCUCUAGGGGGCAGGACAGAAAUACCACCUGGUAGCAUGUUAUUUUGCAGCCCAGAGGAGCCCAGUUGCUUGCAGUUCAAGUUUAGAGUGGCCCAUCGUCUGCUUGGCUGGUUGAAAGUGCAGCCAGUCUCAGCAUUGUAUGUACUUGGGGAUUUUUUUUUUUAAAAGACAUGUGCUUUCUUAGACUCUUAAAAGCAAAACUUGGAAGACAGAAGUAGUUACAUGAAUAGGUCCAUUGUUUCAUUUCUGAGCUAUUUUGAGGGCCUUCUAUAAACCUCCUUUCUUUAGGGGACCCACUUGGCCACUGUGGGAAAUUGUCGUGAAUAAAUGAUUUAUAGGGAAUCUUUGUCAUCAGAGCUGCACAGGGUUCUUAUAUCCUUGGAAACGUGGACUGAAGGAGAAACAGCUGCAGAUGUGAGAUUGUUCUGUGGACCAUUCCCCUGGAUACCCCAAAGUUCAUUUUUAGCUUUUGAGGCCAAUGUUAUAUCAUAUGGUACUGCAUUGAGCAAAAGGAUUAAUCCACAAGCUUCCUGCAAAGAUAUAAACUGCACAGUGUUUUUAUAGAUUACUUUUAAAUGCCAAGAGUAGAAAAUAUAUAUUUCCAUACUCAGCCUGACUUGCCCGGAGUCAUUAAAUCUCCUGGGGGUGGGGUGGGGAAAUGAGGCUAUUGGAUGGAUUAUAAGGCUUUAUUUUUUGUAUUAUAAAGCUUUAAAAGCUAAAAUAUUUCUAGUUGAGAUAAUAGGUUCCUUUUUAAAAAAAUCUUAAUACUUUAAAAAAGUAUAUAUCUGGUAACAUUUUCUUAUAGUUUAUUCUGGUAUGAUUUCUUUCAGGUUAAUUACCUAAAGCCUCAUCCAUCUUCAAGGUUUUUAAGUUUUAUUAUUUUUUUAAGUUAAUAAGCAUUGUAUUUGUGAAGUUUUAAAAUAUUGUUUUAUUUAAAUGCCAUGCUGAGCAAUUGUUCUCUGUACAUGGUAGCCAAAACUUAAGAAAUUUCGAUCAAUUUUGGUCAAUGUUUAGUAAUCCAAAACAUGUACUGUGUACAAAUGAAAUAAUAUGGCAUCUUAGCCGGGUGUUGAUGGUUGCCCGAGGCAUUUAAAUUAAGCUCAAUUUUGUAUUUUAUUGGGGCUCCAUCACAUCCUUCAUCUGGAAUGUACACAUUUUUGGUGUAUGUUUGGUACUGGAGAUUCACGUAUAAAAAUAUUUUCAUAUAAGAAGGCUGUACCAAAAUGUUUUUAAUUGCUUAACCAGUGGCCAAAGAAACUGUUGUGGGGAGGAUGACUCAGGCAUUUUGUGGUGAGACACCAGGCAGGAACUCCCACUGACAGGGCAUGGAGCCUUCCUGGAAUGCUCCUGGGCUGUGAGGAGAUGGCUGUUGCACAACAGAACUGUAGCUGAAAGAAGAAAUGCAUGUGAGCAAAGAGAAACUGGAGGAAUUCAGGAAGGAAGGAAGUGAAAGGAAGAGAGGGGAGAAGGGAGGCGAGGCAAAAUCCUACGAGGAUGUGAGAGGUUUGGGUUAUAAAGCACACCUUACGUGCUAUUUCCAGUCAGGGGUGGCCAACUCCUGCAGGAACUAGGAGCAGAAGUAAAUAGAGAAGGCUAAGAAGUAGGUGGGAACUGAGCCCAGCUUACAGGAGGUAACUGUUACUCAGCUCCACCGAGCAGAGAGGGACUGGAAAUCAGGAUUUUGGUUUUUUAAGGGUGAAGUUCACUGAGCUUUAAGGCAAUAAAUUUAAAAUGUCCAAAACAUCAAGUAGGCAGACAAAACAUUCAGUUGAGCCUGGGGGCUACCCGUUUGCAAUAGCUACCUUUUACAGUUGUCACCUCCCCAAAUAUGUAUAAGGGUUAUAUUUUUUGUAUGGAGAUGCUGGUGUUAUAUAUAGUUGGGGGUAUGAUAUUUCCAUGCUGUAUCUCUCAGAUUUAAGCUUUAUUAUAGGACCCCACCCCCCAAAAAAAUUAACACGGCCACAGAUAACACUAAACUCCCAGUUGGCAGAAGGUCCUGGGUGCUGGAGCCAUUCUUUUGGACUCAGACCCUCCAUGAAAUCACACAGGGCCUGUUCUUGGCAUUUCCUCCCUGGUGAUUUGGGCUAAACUUUGCUCCACUGGAGUUUGCAGAUGAGUAAUCAGGAAGGAUUGCAGAAUAACUUGUUUUGCUAUAUUUGUUUUUUGGUAUUAGAAUUAAUUAUCCUUUUUUGCUCAUAAUGUCCUAGCCUGUUCCUUUCAGAAAUGGUUGGUGGCCGUGAGCAGCAGUUAAAACAGAGCUGGGUCUGUGGGCCAAUCUUCUUAGGUUUAUCCCAUCCCUGCUGCCAAGAACACAGUUCUGGUCAGAUUUCACUGCCAAAAUUAAUAUCCCACAGCUCAAAAAGCAUCAACCAAACACGCUUCUGGGGCUUCUCAUGAAACCUGGAGUAAGUCAUUUUUUUUCCUGUAACAUGUGACUUUGAUAUUGAUGAAGAUAGUGUCUCAUAAGAUUUUUUUGUGGUAGAAAAACUGAAACUUACCCACAUUUCCGGUGUCCCUCAAGAGGACAAGAAGUUCAGUGUUAUCAUCGUGGUGCUUGUUAGUUUUUUUAAUCACUUGUCUUUAACUUAAAUACAUCUGUUUUUUUUUUUAUAUCUACAUAGCACGUAAGGGGGUGGGGAUAAUGCAAGUGCCAGUCGAAAGAGGUCAGACAAUAUGCAAUCACCUAUACAGGGGAAAUAGGCUAAAAUGUGCAGCUAAGCUAUAUGUAAUCUGGUUUUUGAUGUGUCAAAUAUUCAGGAAUAUUUUAAUAUUUUAGCACCUUUUGUGUUUAAAAAAAGAAGUGCUUUGAUUCAGUCACUUGACUUAGAACAUUCCUAUUUUGUUGUUACUUUAAUGUGUCUUCUGACCUCAUACUAUGUAUUAUUAUAUCUGGUAGUCAAAAGUUUUGUUCCAACAACAGAGACCAAAGAGUUAAUCAAAUAUUGUCAGCUGCUAGAAUUGUAUGAUUAAAAGGCAUUUUAAUCUCACCAGAUUUCCAUGGCCAAAAUGGUCAAACAAGGCCAGCUAUUGGUUUUCUAUGCCAGGUUGGAGUAAAUUUGCACUUUGAGUCCUAUGGGUCAUUUUGGGGACCUUAUUCUUUUAUAUUUUGCUGAAUUAAUAAAGAAAAUUGUAGAAAGGUC
Molecule: messenger RNA, 6719 nt
Organism: Cavia porcellus (domestic guinea pig)
Lineage: Eukaryota; Metazoa; Chordata; Mammalia; Rodentia; Caviidae
Gene: Itpripl2
Product: ITPRIP like 2
Source: RefSeq, a predicted model, not a curated record